UUUGGUAUACAGGAUAUGGUUGCGCAUGCGUGACGGUCGCACCAAUGAAAUCCAAAGUCGGUAAAUAAACAAUGUCGUCAACAUCAUAUAAAUCCAUACAUACAUUCUCGUAAGUAUGUAAGUUUGCAGAGAAUUGACAAUGAAAUAAGAAAUAUCAAAAUGAAUGGUUUCCAUUGUGACUGCGGGUAUGUGGCCCAAAGGGCUAAUGUGCGAGCAAUGUAACUGCAUUUGAUCUUAAACAGUGGAGAGACUGUAUUGGAGCCACAACCGCAAAUAAAUAAUGUGGCUUAAACGUGAUGCUCAUUUCAUAUAUUUGUACACUGUAAACCAUUCCGCAAAAGUUCGUCGCUGUGCUCAUACAUAUUAGUUCGUCCGGCUGUGACUGGCCCAAGCGCACACAGUUACUGUGCGUAUCUCGAUAGCGGUAGUUCGUUUGUUUAUCCGCUUUGCUCAUCCCCAGCAUAGGAGUGUAAAUUUCGAGUUUUCGUGAGAAACAUUUGUGUUUGGAAAACUGGAUAAGCAAAAAGUGCUAAAAGUGAACGAGAAACGAGAAAAGUCGUAGGAAUUUUCAAACCUUACUACAUGUAAACUGACGGUGUUAUUUUUUCUAAUUUCUCUCUGGAUUGGUGUUUGCACUUUUAAGUUUAAACAAAAUGGUUUUGAAGCCUGAAUUAGAUGAACUUGUCAAGGUACUACAUGAAUGGAUUAGGACGCAGCCGCACUUACCACAGGCUAUAGAGAAGCCGGUGCUCGAACGCUUCCUCUAUUCGAUGUUCGGCGAUGUGGCGGGCGCCCAACGCUUGCUUGAGCUCAACUAUGCGCUGCGCAACAAGUAUCCGCACAUAUUUCUGCAACGCGAUCCCGCGGAUCAAGAGUCGCAGCAGCUGUUGCAAGUCGCAGACUUGUUGCCUCUGCCUGGACUGACACCGGACAAAAAUAAGCUGCUUUUGUAUCGCCUCAUCGAUUACGAUGCUGAUAAGUUUAACUUUACGGCCAGCAUUAAAGUGUUCUUUAUGAUGGCAGACCUGCGAUUCGUCAUACCCGACGAGGCGGGCAUGUGCGACGGCGAGGUGCCCAUUUUCGACAUGGCCGGCUACAGUUUGCGGCAUGUGGCUCGCACGGUCUUCAGCUCGCUGCGUGUUUAUAUGAAAUUCGUGCAGGAGGCACACCCAGUGCGCUUGAAGGCUAUUCACGUGUUAAAUUGUCCGUCUUAUUUGGAUAAAGUGCUGACGGUGGUGAAGCCGUUCAUUAAGAGUGAGGUGUUUAAGCUUAUUCAUUUUCAUCUACCUAAUGCCGAUACACCCUACAAACACUUCCCACGUGAUAUGUUGCCGGAGGAGUACGGUGGAAAGGCUGGCAAUUUGGCCGAUUUGAAACAGAAAUGGACGGAGCUACUCACUGAGAAAAGGGAUUAUUUGAUGAACCCCGAUGCAUGGAAAAUCGACAAGAGUAAGAAGCUUAAAGCGACGACACAACAGUCGGAUAACAUUUGUCACAACUUGAAAACACUGGAGAUUGAUUAGUAAACUACAUUUUUGCUUUGUAAAUAUGUAUAUACAAUAUAUAUCAUAAAAUUUAUACUUAUAAACGA
This is a messenger RNA of Zeugodacus cucurbitae (melon fly), 1591 nucleotides long. RefSeq names its product alpha-tocopherol transfer protein. Lineage: Eukaryota; Metazoa; Arthropoda; Insecta; Diptera; Tephritidae. The transcript is spliced from 6 exons. The coding region runs from base 654 to 1523 and encodes 289 amino acids. Gene Ontology annotation, cellular component: membrane. Gene Ontology annotation, molecular function: phosphatidylinositol bisphosphate binding. The record is from RefSeq and is a predicted model, not a curated record.